AUGUUCUUGGCGAUGAUGUGUAUGCAGAGUACAGGGGGCCACAUGGGGAUGUCUCGCGCAGAAUUGAGGCUGCCCACCGUGCCUUUUACAAACAUGUUGCUUAUUUUCGUUCUUCUGCAGUAUUGUGGGCAGCGAAGUGUCGGAAGUAUGUUGCUCUGGUCCAAUCGGUGCUGUUGUGCGGUAGUGAGGGCUUCACCUGGGACUCCGACAGCCUGGGGCGGAUUCACGUAUUCGAAGGGCGCUGCCUGUGCCACAUGGCUGCGUCUCGCAAGCCAGCAGAGGCGCAGUGGCAUAUCUGGAAGCCGGCUCGGCUCAGAUGGUGUCGCGAGCAGUUCCAGAAGCAGCGUCUCCAGCCGGCGGUGCAACGAGCUUUGCACUCCACAUGGCGAUUGGGUCAGGAUGUUGCUGGGUACUUCGCUGUGCGGACGGGUGAGUAUGCCUUUGUCGAGCAAGUCGACACGGGGGAGGCGGGGGCUUCUGCCCCGAAGCGUCGACGGCUGGGUCCACAUGCAGUGCGAGGUGAAGGCAUUCAACAUUGUGCCCCACGUGCUCUGUGUGAUGCAAGGAGAUUGUUGA
Molecule: messenger RNA, 576 nt
Organism: Prorocentrum cordatum
Lineage: Eukaryota; Dinophyceae; Prorocentrales; Prorocentraceae
Source: the annotation of a GenBank genome assembly